This is a messenger RNA of Lepidothrix coronata (blue-crowned manakin), 1014 nucleotides long. Its product is annotated as desmin-like. The transcript has a single exon. Gene Ontology annotation, biological process: skeletal muscle organ development. NCBI's taxonomy places the organism in Eukaryota, Metazoa, Chordata, Aves, Passeriformes, Pipridae. Gene Ontology annotation, cellular component: Z disc; cell-cell junction; sarcolemma. The record is from RefSeq and is a predicted model, not a curated record. The coding region runs from base 80 to 634 and encodes 184 amino acids.
ACGCCUCUCCGAGCUGCCGGCCGCUCGCCAGCCCCGCCGCCUGCUCCCUGCUCCGGCCUCGCCGACCCACGCCACCACCAUGAGCCAGUCCUACUCCUCCAGCCAGCGGGUCUCGUCUUACCGCCGCACCUUCGGCGGCUCCCCGGUCUUUCCCCGUGCCUCCUUCGGGAGCAAGGGCAGCAGCGGGAGCUCCGUCACCUCCCGCGUCUACCAGGUGUCCCGCACCUCGGCCGUCCCCAGCCUGUCCAGCUUCCGCACCACCCGCGUGACGCCCCUGCGUUCCUACCAAAGUGCCUACCAAGGUGCCGGCGAGCUGCUGGACUUCAGCCUGGCCGAUGCCAUGAACCAGGAGUUCCUUCAGACCCGCACCAAUGAGAAGGUGGAGCUGCAGGAGCUCAAUGACCGUUUUGCCAACUACAUUGAAAAGGUGAGGUUCUUGGAGCAGCAGAAUGCCCUCAUGGUGGCCGAGGUGAACCGCCUGCGGGGCAAGGAGCCCACCCGCGUGGCUGAGAUGUAUGAGGAGGAGCUGCGGGAGCUCCGGCGCCAGGUGGACCUGCUCACCAACCAGCGAGCUCGUGUGGAGGUCGAGCGCGACAACCUGCUCGAUGACCUGCAGAAGCUCAAGCAGAAGUGAGUGGGGGCCCUUGGAGUGUCCCUGCGGGCAUCCAUCUGUGCAUCUCUAUCCCCAGGGAUGGGUGGGGGCAGAGAUCGCCCUGACAGCCCCUUUGGUGGUUACUGUCAUCCUUGCGCCUCAUGCUCAUAGACUAUCAUGUCCCCACUACUCUGUUCCCCUUGACCCCUGUCCCGAUGCCCAGGCAGCACCCAGUGGGCAGGAUGGCUCCGGUAAUAGGGGUGUCCCUCUGCCCUCCCUUACGGUGGAGCUGAGGCUGGGCUGUGAUGCCACAGGACACCCAGAGAAGGGAGAUCGAAGUGCACCUCACCAUGGGGUCCCCACCUCUGCUCACACCAGGGAGGGCUGGCGAGCCCAUGAGUGAGCUGAGCUCUGUGGGAUAG